Molecule: messenger RNA, 749 nt
Organism: Exophiala oligosperma
Lineage: Eukaryota; Fungi; Ascomycota; Eurotiomycetes; Chaetothyriales; Herpotrichiellaceae
Exons: 4
Coding region: 21-749 (242 amino acids)
Source: RefSeq, a predicted model, not a curated record
GGCUAAGAUAUGCGCGUCAUAUGGCUAUCUCUCUGACUCCGCGAGACCUGGAACGCAAGAAGCUACGGGAAUCCAACGGAUUCGCAGACGCCGUGCGGGAAACUGAUGAUUCCCUCACCCUGAAACCCGUCAGGGACGGUACAGCGAACAACUACAAGACCGUCUUGCACGAAUGGGACCUGUUCGUCCAAGAGUACUCGGAACUCUUUCCAGGAUGUACACCGAGCCCCUUGCAGGCCAAGACGGCGAAGGACUUCCUCAUCUUCUACAGGAGAGGAAGGAAAGGUAAGGGUCGAGUAGACAAGGAGCGCAAGAUCUUAGACUCAACCGCGGAGACAUUCUGGAAAAACUUCAUGACCGCCUGGCAGCGGAAGGCGGGCGACCAUUUCUCGAAGCCCUUGCGUGACACGGUUCUAAAUCUCAUCAACGGGGGCCAUGAUAACGUCCUGGAUCUGUCUAGAGAGAGACGACCGACCAAGAACUACACUCUUCUCGACUUCGAGGCCGUUUCUCGUCAGCUGUGGCAGAACGACUGGCAUGAUUACCACCACGAGUUAUACCGGUGGGGUUUACACUGUCUUCAACUUCUCCACUGUGGGACAUCUGCUCGCGCCGGCGAGUUCGAAAAGAAUCUUCGUUUCCGUGAUAUUGGAAUUUAUCAAGUCUGGAUGACCGAUCAGCCACAGAUCGUGUUUGACCUCCGGCGAGACAAGGCCAAGGGCCUUCAAAAUCUACCUCGAGAGCAGUAG